This is a messenger RNA of Jatropha curcas, 1243 nucleotides long. Its product is annotated as HXXXD-type acyl-transferase family protein. NCBI's taxonomy places the organism in Eukaryota, Viridiplantae, Streptophyta, Magnoliopsida, Malpighiales, Euphorbiaceae. Gene Ontology annotation, molecular function: acyltransferase activity, transferring groups other than amino-acyl groups. The record is from RefSeq and is a predicted model, not a curated record.
AGCAAACCACUCGUCAUAUGCUUUCUCAUAUUACCUAAGAUGGCAAUGCCCUACUCUUCUGAUAAUGCUGUUCCCAAAGCCCAUAUCGAAGCUGUCCAAUCGGUUCCACCCUUCAAGGUGACCGACCCAAGAGAGAUACGGCUGGUUUCAGUUACAGAGACACCGUCGAUUGGGUCAGGAAUUUUCCGGGGUUGCCUUAACAUCGUCCUUUUUUAUAAUAAGGAUAUGGAGGAUGACUCGGGUUGGAUCGUUGCUGGUUGGAUUAAGGAAUCUUUAGGUCGAGCUUUGAAAGAGCAGCCAAUGCUUAGUGGACGUUUAAGGAGAGGUGAAAAUGGUGAUGGAGAGCUUGAAAUUAUAUCAAAUGACAGUGGAGCUAGGCUUCUUGAAGCAAAAAUUAGUACGACCCUCCAAGAUUUUCUUAAUGUCAGAGAUAAAGAUAUUGCAGAAGCUGAGCUAGUGUUUUGGAAGAACAUCGAUGAACAAAAUCCUCAGUUUUCUCCACUUUUUUAUGUUCAGGUAACAAACUUCCAAUGUGGAGGAUACUCAAUUGGGAUUAGUUGCAGCAUUCUUUUGGCAGAUUUUCUAAUAAUGGAAAACUUUCUUCAAAAAUGGGCAAACAUUCAAAAAGAAAUUCUCUCCAAAAAUGGUGAAAUCAAUAAGGUACCUAUAUUUUACCUCCCUAAUCUUAAACCACCCAAUUUAAACGUUAAUGGCAGCUUUAAGCCUGUUCCAAGUGACUAUUAUGGCCAAAUUCUGACUUUCAAGAUCACGAGUAAUGAAAUUAUGGACAUCAAGAAUGACUCCUGCAAGAAUCUUGCAUUGCUCUGCAUCGAGGAGGCAGAGCAGAAACUUGGUAACCAAAUAAUGUCAUCAGAUUUCAAUUUUCUUGUGAAAGAAUCUCCUCAAGUUAUGAAAUUUGAAAAUGGCAAGAAAUAUUAUGAGCUCGGGAAGUCCCAUUUGAAGAGUAAUCAAGUGAUAGAUUGUUCAAAUUUGAAGGAUUAUUUAGGGACUAAUGAGGUAAGUUUCAGAGAAGGCAAUACACCUGCUAGGGUUUCGUAUUGGAUUGGUGGAGCUAAUGAUGGAUUUGUUGUGGCAAUCCCAUCUUUUAAUGAGGGUGUUUCUGAGCUUAACUUUAUUAUCACAAUUCCUACUUGAAUGAUUAUGGCAAUUUAAGUGAAGUUGGACAUGUACCUAGUAUUAAAUGUCUACUUUUACGUUUGAUUUUUUUUUUUUUUUUUUUUUU